This is a messenger RNA of Chiroxiphia lanceolata (lance-tailed manakin), 1399 nucleotides long. RefSeq names its product nuclear receptor subfamily 1 group I member 3 (gene NR1I3). NCBI's taxonomy places the organism in Eukaryota, Metazoa, Chordata, Aves, Passeriformes, Pipridae. Gene Ontology annotation, molecular function: zinc ion binding; nuclear receptor activity; RNA polymerase II cis-regulatory region sequence-specific DNA binding. Gene Ontology annotation, biological process: negative regulation of transcription by RNA polymerase II; positive regulation of transcription by RNA polymerase II; cell differentiation. The record is from RefSeq and is a predicted model, not a curated record. The coding region runs from base 120 to 1319 and encodes 399 amino acids. The transcript is spliced from 9 exons.
UGUCACAGCCUCGCUCAAGUUCAAGGUUCAAACUCCACGGGGCUCUGCCUGGGACCGGCGGGGACACUCAGGGACCGGUGAGAACACACAGGGACCGGAGGGGACACUCAGGGACCGCCAUGUCUCUGUCCAGCCACUCGGACGCCGAGUGCAGCCCCUGCCCCCCGCAGGGACCCCGCGAUCCCCCAGGGGACACGGAGCGGGGAGGGGACACGGAGCAGGGAGGGGACACGGAGCCCGCCGAGGACAAGGUGUGCGCCGUGUGCGGGGACAGGGCCAACGGGUACCACUUCCACGUGCUGAGCUGCGAGGGCUGCAAGGGCUUCUUCAGACGCUCCAUCCUCAAGGGGGUCCGGUACAGCUGCCCCCUGGCCCGGCGCUGCCCCGUCACCAAGGCCAAGAGGAGGCAGUGCCAGGCCUGUCGCCUCCAGAAGUGCCUCGACGUGGGCAUGAGGAGGGACAUGAUCAUGUCGGAGGAGGCGCUGCGGCGGCGGCGGGCGCUGCGGGAACAGCGGGGACAGCCCGGGGGACAGCCCGGGGGGCUCACGGCCGAGCAGCAGGAGCUCAUCGAUCUCCUCAUCGCCGCCCACCAGCGAACCUUUGACUCCAGCUUCUCCCAGUUCGCCCACUACUGGCCCGCCGUGCGUCUGUACAUCCCCAGCCCCCCCAGGUCGGGGGUGGCUGCGGGGGGGUCCCCCCCUCCUCUGCCACCCCCCACGGAGGACGUGCUGCCCGACGUGUUCUCGAUGCUGCCCCACUUCGCCGACCUGAGCACCUUCAUGAUCCAGCAGGUCAUCAAGUUCGCCAAGGAGAUCCCCAUCUUCAGGAGUUUGCCCGUAGACACCCAGAUCUCGCUGCUGAAAGGGGCCACGCUGCAGAUCUGCCAGAUCCGCUUCAACACCGUCUUCAACGCCAACACCAAGGUGUGGGAGUGCGGCCAGCACUGCUACACCAUCCGCGACGGGGCACUGGCCGGGUUCCAGCAGGUCUACCUGGAGCCGCUGCUCAAGUUCCACGAGAGCCUGAGGCGGCUGCACCUGCACGAGGCCGAGUACGCCCUGCUCCAGGCCAUGCUGCUCUUCUCCCCAGGCCACGCCGACAUCGCCCAGCGCGACCUCAUCGACCAGUUCCAGGAGAAGGUGGCCCUGACCCUCAAGAGCUACAUCGACCACCGGCACCCCAAGGGCAGGUUCCUGUACCCGAAGCUGCUGCUGCUGCUGACGGAGCUGCAGACGCUGAAGGUGGAGAACACGCGGCAGAUCCUGCACAUCCACGACCUGUCCUCCAUGACCCCCCUGCUCUCCGAGAUCAUCAGCUGACCCCCCGCCGGGGUGGCACCCCCUCGGUCCCCAAGUGCCACCACGGGGGACAGAGUAAAGCUCCUUUAUUCAGCCAGGCC